Messenger RNA from Saprolegnia diclina VS20, 1088 nucleotides. RefSeq lists its product as hypothetical. The transcript has a single exon. Bases 153 to 992 code for a protein of 279 amino acids. The record is from RefSeq and is a predicted model, not a curated record. NCBI's taxonomy places the organism in Eukaryota, Oomycota, Saprolegniomycetes, Saprolegniales, Saprolegniaceae.
UCAAGAUCGUGGGCGCAACGCACUACCGUGGACGUCAACGCGCCGUCGCCAACUGUGGUCGCACGAGCUUCAAUGUGGUGCAACCAGACAGGCCGAAUAUCGGAACCUUGUUUGCCCAUUCCCAGAUAGUGUUCCCAGAACGAACGAGCAGGAUGAAGGCGGCAGCAGUGUCUUUGGCGGCCGUCGCCGGGCUCUGCUACGUGUGCUACAACUACUCUUCGAAGCGGUGUCACGGCGUGAGUUCGCGCCGGAUCAGUGUCGCCGAGCUUCGGUCGCAGCCCACGUGGGUGUCGCUCUGCGGCGUCGUCUUUGACACGGCCAGCCUCGACGGCUUCGUCGGCGCGGACGGAACGUUUGGCGACAUUGGCGGGCAUGACGCGACGCUGGUGUUUUCCGGUUGCCUGCGCACCACGGAUAAUGCGAAUGCGCGUCAACGAAACGUGGCAGGUGAUAUUGAGGCCACACUCGACAAAGAAGUUGACAAAGACACGCUCUCAGCUGCCCAAGUAGCUACGCUCUGCUCCUGGCUCGCAACGUUCGGACUGCAGUUUCCAAUUGUUGGGAUCAUGGCCGAUAUGUACCGCGAUGCGAAAUGGACUUCUACCGUGCGCACGGUCCUCGACAAAUCUUCGACUUCGCCCCAAGGCAGCGACGGCGCGCCCAAGUGCCCACUGGGCUUCGGCGCCAAACGACCCUUCCCCGUCACGCUGCGCCCGUGCCUCACGACGCAGAACGGGCCAUGGAUUAUCUUCAACGGCACGCGCUACGACGUCUCGAACGCUGCGCUCUUUGACGCCUCGUCCCCCUUCCACGUCUACAUUGGCCACGACAUAACGGUCGCGCUCGCGCUGGGAUCGCUGGACCCCAAGGACUUUGACCAGCCACUCACGCCCGACACCAACCUCACGUACGCGCAGCAAAAGCUCCUCGCGCAGUAUCAGAACGCCUUCUCGUCGACGCUCGCCGUCAUUAGCUCGUCGCCGUCGUCGUAACCUCGACGCCUCCGUCCAAGGAAGACGGCUCUAUAAUAUGAACAAUUAAUUAAUUAAGUCUAGUGAAUAUGUACACCACAACUUCGGGGCACGGUG